Ambispora gerdemannii is the source of this 1269-nucleotide messenger RNA. NCBI's taxonomy places the organism in Eukaryota, Fungi, Glomeromycota, Glomeromycetes, Archaeosporales, Ambisporaceae. The record is from the annotation of a GenBank genome assembly.
AUGUUUCGUUCUUUAACCUCAAAAUCAUUAUCUAAAGUCCCUAAACACGGGAUUAAGUAUUAUCAAGGACUAUUUGCUUCAAAUUUACGAAAUGCUUCAAGUUAUAAUGCUCAUGUAGCGGGCUUAACAGAAGAACAAAAGGAGUUUCGUGAGGCCGUCGAAGUUUUCUGUAAAAAGGAAUUAGUACCUCGUGCUGCCUCCAUCGAUAAAGAAAAUGAGUUUCCUAUGGAUAUGUGGAGGAAAUUCGGUGGUAUGGGUCUUUUGGGUAUAACUGCCCCGGAAAAGUACGGUGGUUUGCAAAAAGGUUACUUCGAACAUACUUUUAUAAUGGAAGAAAUUUCACGCGCUUCUGGGUCAGUUGCUCUUGCUUAUGGCGCACACUCGAAUUUGUGUGUAAAUCAAAUUGUGCGAAAUGGGAACGAGAAACAAAAAGACAAAUACUUGCCAAAGCUUAUUUCAGGUGAACAUGUGGGUGCGUUGGCAAUGUCCGAACCAAAUUCCGGCUCUGAUGUUAUUUCCAUGCGUUGUCGCGCUGAAAAUAAAGGUGAUCAUUAUGUGCUUAAUGGAAAUAAGAUGUGGAUUACCAAUGGGUCAGAUGCAAAUGUGUUGGUGGUGUAUGCAAAGACAAACAUGGAUGCAGGGCCUAAAGGAAUAACCGCAUUUCUUGUUGAAAAGGGAUUCGAAGGAUUUUCAACAGCACAAAAACUUGAUAAAUUGGGAAUGCGAGGUUCAAAUACAUGUGAACUUGUAUUUGAAAACUGCAAAGUUCCGGCCGAAAAUGUGCUUGGAUCUGAAGGGAGAGGUACAUAUGUUUUAAUGAGUGGAUUAGAUUUAGAACGAUUAGUUCUUUCCGGAGGGCCAUUAGGACUUAUGCAAGCGUCGUUAGAUGUUGUUUUACCAUAUGUGCACACUCGUAAACAAUUUGACACGCCUAUCGGUCAUUUCCAGUUAAUUCAAGGAAAGCUGGCUGAUAUGUACACAAAGUUAAACGCAUCCAGAGCCUAUGUUUAUUCGGUGGCCCGUGCCUGUGAUAAUGGACAUGUUUCGAAUCGGGAUUGUGCUGGUGUCAUACUUUACGCGGCGGAACGUGCUACAGAAGUGGCUUUAGAUGCUAUUCAGUGUUUGGGUGGUAACGGAUAUAUUAAUGAUUAUCCGACCGGACGUCUUUUAAGGGAUGCCAAAUUGUAUCAAAUUGGGGCUGGUACAAGUGAGAUUAGGAGAUUGAUUAUUGCUAGAGAAUUUAAUAAAGAAUAUCAAAAUGUUGAGUAG